Messenger RNA from Paramecium tetraurelia, 564 nucleotides. RefSeq lists its product as uncharacterized. NCBI's taxonomy places the organism in Eukaryota, Ciliophora, Oligohymenophorea, Peniculida, Parameciidae. Gene Ontology annotation, molecular function: lipid binding. Gene Ontology annotation, biological process: lipoprotein transport; cilium assembly. The record is from RefSeq and is a predicted model, not a curated record. Gene Ontology annotation, cellular component: cilium. The transcript is spliced from 4 exons.
AUGCAGGCAGGGUAGAAAGUAAACUAGGAUUAUGCAAGAAAUUUGUAGGAAAUAACAAAAGAAUUUUUGUGUCCGAUAUCUGCAAAUAUUUAUAAUAUCUAAUUUUUAAAAUUCAGAAUUAGAGAUAUGGAAUCAGGAUAAGUUCUCUUUGAAGUUGAGCGAGAUCCAGAUGAAGAAUCAAUUGAAAAUCUGCCGCCAGCUCUCCAAGAUGAUUCCAGAAGAAUCAAAUAUCACUUUGGUCCUUAAUUUUUUGAAUUAAAAACGAUAGGAGCACAGCUAACAUUUUCUGUAGGGGAUAAACCCAUCAAAAACUUUACUAUAAUUGAAAGGCAUUAUUUCAGGAAUGUCUUAUUGAGGAGCUACGAAUUCUAAUUUCCAUUUUGCAUUCCAAAUUCAACGAAUACAUGGGAACAUAUCUAUACAAUUCCAGAGAUUGCGGAAGAUAUUAAAUAAUUAAUGAUAGAAAAUCCUUUUGAUACAAAAUCAGAUAGUUUUUAUUUCGUUGGUGACACUUUGGUUAUGCAUAAUAAGGCUGAAUAUGAUUACUCUCCAAUAAAUGAAUGA